AGAUGUAAGCUGGGAGCACGGAACGCAGUGGAAUCCACCUACACCGGGACGUCGCUUAAGCAAUAGGCACUCCGUCUCUCCAAGCGUGCCAUUCGAACUGAUCAUGCAUUCUUGAUGCAUUCCUCCUUUUUCAGGCACAAUCCUCCUCAAUCGACACACUUUUACUGGCUGAUCAGGGGGGACUUUGUCAUCGGUCAAUCCCAGAAAACUCACCGAACCAUCAUGAUUCAUUUGCGGGGUAAAACACCGGCUCCGGUUUGAAGAACGCCUCCAUGCCGGAACUCACUUCCCCGGAAUACCUGACAACGAAAACAUCUUAAAGUCUGACACUCACGAGGCUCGCAAUGCUUGAACCCCUUGGCCCCUCCCUGCCCCCUUCAACGUUCGAGAUUGUACGAAGAUGGCACCGUUCAACCAAGCUGUGACCGUCCACCGUAAAGGACCGCAAGAUGCCGCCAACUUUGAGGGGCGAACGGUGGAUUACGAAGGAAUCAUGGAUCCUACUUGGAAUAUCGGAAACGUGCCAUGUGGAGGAUACUCUCUAGCUUUGAUUCUAGAGGCAUGCAUUCAGCACCAAGAAAAGACAGAGCACAUCGACCCCCUCCACAUCUCCUCCCACUUCCUCAAACCAACAACCUCCGCUCUCCCCUUCCUCGUCCGCGUACGAACAGUAAAAACCGGAAAGACGAUCACCAACCUCCUAGCCGACCUAAUCCAAGGGGACGCACUAAGAAUCACAGCACACGCCAUGUUCGGGCUCAACGGUCCUCUCUCCGAGGGAGACUUCGUCCUCCAACCACCCUCCCCCUACGCCCGCCGCCUCCCCCUGUACUCACACCCCUCCCAAGCCAAGCACACACCCAUGUUCGGCGUUUGGCGCACGAACCAACAAGUCUCCUGGGCCCACGACACCGCGACCCUCGAGAAAAACCAACCCGGCCACCCGAACCGGACGAACAGCGAGACAGUCGGAGGCGGGGGGACAGAAUGGGCUGCAUGGUUCCAAUUCGAACAGCCGACGGAGAAGUUGUCAAAUGUCUAUAUCCCGCUUUUGGUUGACAUGUUUAUGAACACGCGGAGUCUGCUGCCGUUGGGCGAGGGAGGGACUGAGGAUGCUGCCCAUUGGGCACCCACAAUGACCCUCGCCGUCGACUUCAAAUUCCCCGUGCGCAACCUCACACCCCACCACUCCUCGAAAACCGUCGGCCUCUACUCCUCCGGGCGCUUCGUAAACCACCCCCAAAGCCGCCACGACAUCUACGUCGAAGUCUGGAGCGCGCCCUCCAAAAUUGGCGAGGGAGCUCCAGAAGAGGGGUGGAGGGAUAAACAGAUUUGUUUGGCGAUUGCAACGCAGAUGGCGUUGACCCUGCCUAUGGCUGUGAAUCUGAAGAAUGCGGAGAGGAAUCAUCAGAGUCUGAAGGCGGCGAAGUUGUAG
Coprinopsis cinerea okayama7#130 is the source of this 1435-nucleotide messenger RNA. RefSeq lists its product as hypothetical. The coding region runs from base 401 to 1435 and encodes 344 amino acids. The record is from RefSeq and is a predicted model, not a curated record. The transcript is spliced from 5 exons. NCBI's taxonomy places the organism in Eukaryota, Fungi, Basidiomycota, Agaricomycetes, Agaricales, Psathyrellaceae.